Molecule: messenger RNA, 663 nt
Organism: Fomitopsis serialis
Lineage: Eukaryota; Fungi; Basidiomycota; Agaricomycetes; Polyporales; Fomitopsidaceae
Exons: 4
Coding region: 70-501 (143 amino acids)
Source: RefSeq, a predicted model, not a curated record
CGCGCAAACUGUGCAGAUGUUGAGGUGAUCCCGUUGCACAAUCGUUCCUUUCCUUGUCGUUGGGUAGGUAUGGCCCAAACGGGUAUUUCUCGCCACCGCAGACAGGCACGUGAACUGCAGGCGUUGUGGCGCAGCUUGUGCUCUGUCAACACGCCGACGCGGCGUCCUAGUACAUACCUCUCCGACACCCAUACAACGGGCUCGUUGAAAGCCGUGCGUGUAGUGAAGCAUACUGCAGACAUGUCCUUUGAGCAUGCGCCAGUCACUAAAGCACUCAUGUUAGGCAUUGCCGUCAGCUCGAUUGCCAUUGGUAUAUUCGACCUCAAACACUACAUGCACCUACAGAUAGUCCCGCACAUCUCUAAAUAUCACCAAUACUGGCGUUUGUUCACGCACCAUCUUAUCUGCGCCAACUCAAGCGAUCUGCUUUUGGCCGAGCUUCUCCUGUACAAUGUUGCCGUCCGAAUGAGAGAACGUUCGGCAGUGUCAAAUUUGCGGUAAGUCUUGGGUAGACGGCUGGUCUGCGCGAAACAUCAUUCACCACCAUAUGUAGUCCUUCUUGAUUAUAAGCAUGCUUGUGUCGACGAUUUCUCUCUUCCUCUCUCUUCUUUUCCUCCACGCGUUUAGGUUCCUCGGAGUGCUCUUCAACGUCGUUCCCUCAGG